This is a messenger RNA of Lontra canadensis (Northern American river otter), 1905 nucleotides long. It is a transcript of the gene GPRC5C, whose product is annotated as G protein-coupled receptor class C group 5 member C. Gene Ontology annotation, molecular function: protein kinase activator activity; G protein-coupled receptor activity. The record is from RefSeq and is a predicted model, not a curated record. Bases 560 to 1888 code for a protein of 442 amino acids. Lineage: Eukaryota; Metazoa; Chordata; Mammalia; Carnivora; Mustelidae. Gene Ontology annotation, cellular component: plasma membrane; signaling receptor complex; intracellular membrane-bounded organelle. The transcript has 5 exons. Gene Ontology annotation, biological process: G protein-coupled receptor signaling pathway.
CGCUCGCUGUGCGCCCUCCGCACCCCCAUGCAUGUUUGGUGACCCAGGUGCCAGAGAAAGGCCGAGUGUAUUAGAGGCGGACAGUCGGUGGGUGGUGUGUCCACGUGUGCAAGCUCGGGGAGGGGGCACAGAAGACGUGACAAAGACGGACUUUGUGUCCGAGUGUGCGCCUCGCUCUAGCCCAGAGCAGCGAACUGUGCCCGGCGUGUGUCCCUCACGGAAGGGCCAGGACGAAGGUGACGAAGGCUCGGUGAGACGCACCAAGGGGGCCGCCGCGCGUGUUCGUGUGUGCGCGCGCUGGGACAUGCGGGGCGAGAGAGCCCGCCGGAGAGGUGUGCUGGGUUGCACCCCAAACAGCUUUCCGGAGGGAAAGCCGAAUCCUGAAAGUGAGUGCGCGUGAGUGCGCGUGAGUGCGCGCGCCCGCGUGCGGGGGCGUGGCAGUAGACAGCAACAACACUCAGGCCAGCUCCGCCAGUAACUCCGAGCUCCCUCCCCGGCCGGAAAGUGCGCCUCGCCGGAGCCUGGAGGGACCCAGCCGGCGCCUGGCCUGGGAGCCAGGAUGGCCAUCCCCAAAACCUUGCUGACGUGCCUGGGGCUGCCUCUCUUCCUGUCCGCAGGUGCCCAGGCCCAGAACCGCGUGCCACCUGGCUGCAGCCCAGACCUCAACCCCCUCUACUACAACCUGUGUGACCGUUCUGGGGUUUGGGGCAUCAUCUUGGAGGCGGUGGCCGGGGCGGGAGUCGUCACCACUUUUGUCCUCACCAUCAUCCUCGUGGCCAGCCUCCCCUUUGUGCAGGACACCAAGAAGCGGAGCCUCCUGGGGACCCAGGUGUUCUUCCUGCUGGGGACCCUGGGCCUCUUCUGCCUCGUCUUCGCCUGCGUGGUGAAGCCCGACUUCUCCACCUGUGCCUCGCGGCGGUUCCUCUUCGGAGUCCUGUUCUCCAUCUGCUUCUCCUGCCUGGUGGCACACGUCUUUGCCCUCAACUUUCUGGCCCGGAAGAACCACGGGCCGCGGGGCUGGGUGAUCUUCGCGGUGGCCCUGCUGCUGACGCUCGUGGAGGUGAUCAUCAACACCGAGUGGCUGAUCAUUACGCUGGUCCGGGGUGGCGGCGAGGGUGGCCCUCAGGGCAACGGCAGCGCGGCCUGGGCUGCAGCCUCCCCCUGUGCCAUUGCCAACAUGGACUUCGUCAUGGCGCUCAUCUAUGUCAUGCUGCUCCUGCUGUGUGCCUUCACCGGGGCCUGGCCAGCCCUGUGCGGCCGCUUUCGGCGCUGGCGGAAGCACGGUGUCUUUGUGCUGCUCACCACGGCCACGUCCAUGGCCAUAUGGGUGGUGUGGAUCGUCAUGUACACCUACGGCAACCGGCAGCGCAACAGCCCCACCUGGGAUGACCCCACGCUGGCCAUCGCCCUCGCCGCCAACGCCUGGGCCUUUGUCCUCUUCUACGUCAUCCCGGAGGUCUCCCAGGUGACCAAGGCCAGCCCGGAGCAGAGCUACCAGGGGGACAUGUACCCCACCCGCGGCGUGGGCUAUGAGACCAUCCUGAAAGAGCAGAAGGGCCAGAGCAUGUUUGUGGAGAACAAAGCGUUCUCCAUGGACGAGCCAGCCUCAGCUAAGAGACCGGUGUCACCAUACAGUGGGUACAACGGGCAGCUGCUGACCAGCGUGUACCAGCCCACCGAGAUGGCCCUGAUGCACAAAGGCCCGUCCGAAGGAUCUUAUGACGUCAUCCUCCCACGAGCCACCGCCAACAGCCAGGUGACGGGCAGUGCCAACUCCACCCUGAGGGCUGAGGACAUGUACGCCGCCCAGAGCCACCAGGCAGCCACCCCGCUGAGAGACGGCAAGAACUCCCAGGCUCAGUCCCCGCAAAAUAAAACGAGAUGGUAGAAGCCCUCUUCCCUGAA